GCAGAAGGGCGGCAGGUCGCGCCGGCAGCUGCUGUCACCGGCUGCGCUCCGCUCCCCGGUUCGGUGAUGGCGGCCACAGCGGCGGGGCUUCGCGCCUCUUACCACCGCCUGCUCGACCGCAUCGAGCUUAAGCUGCCUCCGCGGCUGCGGCCCAUCUACAACCACCCUGCAGGUCCCAAGACAGUGUUUUUCUGGGCACCUGUUAUGAAAUGGGGUUUGGUAUGUGCUGGAAUGGCAGAUAUGACAAGACCAGCAGAAAAAUUGAGCACAGCACAGUCUGCAGUGUUGACGGCUACAGGCCUUAUUUGGUCAAGAUACUCUCUAGUCAUCAUACCUAAAAACUGGGGCCUGUUUACCGUGAAUUUCUUUGUUGGCUGUGCUGGUGGUUCCCAGCUCUUUCGAAUAUGGAGGUAUAAUCAGGAACUAAAGGCAAAGGAACAAGAACAGCAGCAUCAGAAAGAAGCUUAACCCUACUGACUGAAUCCAGCCACACACACUUUCCAGUGGGACCCAGCUUGACUGGUUUUAAUCUUUUCUCUGUCAAGAGAAAACAUAACCUUUCUAAAUGUCUAGAGAACAAACAUUUCUAUCACUGGAGAUAAUAUGCAGUGCCUCUACAUAUUUACAUAAAAAUAUAACGUUUAAAUUAUAGUUGAUGUAACCAA
Alligator mississippiensis (American alligator) is the source of this 665-nucleotide messenger RNA. It is a transcript of the gene MPC2, whose product is annotated as mitochondrial pyruvate carrier 2. NCBI's taxonomy places the organism in Eukaryota, Metazoa, Chordata, Crocodylia, Alligatoridae. The record is from RefSeq and is a predicted model, not a curated record. The transcript is spliced from 5 exons. The coding region runs from base 67 to 468 and encodes 133 amino acids. Gene Ontology annotation, molecular function: pyruvate transmembrane transporter activity. Gene Ontology annotation, cellular component: mitochondrial inner membrane. Gene Ontology annotation, biological process: pyruvate import into mitochondria.